Molecule: messenger RNA, 2488 nt
Organism: Ricinus communis (castor bean)
Lineage: Eukaryota; Viridiplantae; Streptophyta; Magnoliopsida; Malpighiales; Euphorbiaceae
Product: transcription factor MYB61
Exons: 3
Coding region: 768-2120 (450 amino acids)
Biological process (GO): regulation of stomatal movement
Source: RefSeq, a predicted model, not a curated record
GCAAAGACUGAUCAGGGAAACUGCUUUUAGAAAAUGGGUUAUCAUUCUUUACAAGAUUUUGUUCACUCUGAGGCUGGAUUUUCAACUUUCAGACAAGAACCCCAAAACAGAACCAGCAUAAGAGUUUUCUUUAAAAGAAAGAAAGAGACCCUUUUUAACUGUGAGGCAGAGCAGAGUUGUUAAGCUAGUGUGAAUUCUUCUCUUUUUUUACUGAUAGCUUGAAACUUUUUAUAGUUUGGCAUUUCACUAACUUGAAUCUGAAGCAUGGGUUAAUGUCAUGUAUUAUUAAUUUAUCUUUCCUCUCCAAUGAAUAAUCAGCAGUAUUGCAAUAUGCCCCACCAUUCUUGCAAAAGACAUUAAUUCUCAGACCUUUGAUUGGACGUAUGCAACUCAGACUAUUAAUUUCAUUUCUGCACAAUGCCGACUGAAAUAAAUAAAUAAAUAAUAAAUAAAAACUAAAAAUCAAAAGAGAGAGAGAGAGAGAGAGAGAGAGAGUUUAAGAGAUUAUUGACGGUGACUUUUCUCUCAUGAAGGCUACCUCUUAUAUUAAUUCAACUCCUUUUCUCAGCUGCUACUUCAUUUUCUUGGCCUCCUUUUCAACUCUUUCUCUCUGUCUCUGUUUGCUUACAUCUGUUAUACCAAAGCAGAUAUAUCUCCCUACAAUUCCGUUCCCAACACACCUCUGCUCACUGCUGACACUUCACCUAGGAUUCACCAAACUUUGCUGUUUUUGGAAAUAAAAAGAUUUCUCUUACCUUUUGCUCCAAAUGGGGAGGCACUCUUGCUGCUACAAGCAGAAGCUUAGGAAAGGCCUUUGGUCUCCUGAAGAAGAUGAGAAACUAUUGAGGCAUAUUACUAAGUAUGGCCAUGGUUGCUGGAGCUCUGUCCCCAAGCAAGCUGGUUUACAAAGGUGUGGAAAGAGUUGUAGAUUAAGGUGGAUUAAUUACUUGAGGCCUGAUUUAAAGAGAGGUACAUUCUCUCAACAGGAAGAGAACCUCAUAAUUGAGCUCCAUGCAGUUCUUGGCAACAGGUGGUCUCAAAUUGCAGCACAAUUGCCAGGAAGGACUGACAAUGAAAUUAAAAAUCUCUGGAAUUCUUGCUUAAAAAAGAAACUUAGGCAGAGGGGCAUUGACCCUGUUACUCACAAGCCACUUUCGGAGGUUGAAAACAAUGGAGAAGACAAGAGUUCGCCCACCAACGAAAGCCAAGAUAAGGAACUGAACCUCCUUGAAGCCAAUAAUUCAAAGACAGGGCCAAAUUUACAAGAAGGGAAAUCGUCUCCUGUUUCUGCGCAAAGCUACCAAUUGGAGGGGAAAGGUUCUUCAAAUUCCAAGACCAUAAGCAGCAACACAAACAACAGCAAUUUGAUGACAGCAGCCAUGAGCAACAAGGACUUUUUCUUGGAAAGAUUUGCAACUUCCCACCAUGAAGGAGGCUCCACAAGCAACUGUCAACCUUCAGAUUUGGUGGGACAUUUCUCUCUUCAGCAAUUGAAUUAUUCAUCAUCCAAUGCAAGACUCGCAACCCAAUCAAUUCCGUCCCUUUGGUUCACCCAGUCCAGCAAAAAUUUCGACAUGAAUUCAGAAUUCUCUUCUUGUUCGAUACCUACUAUUCUUCCGCCUGCAACAAAUUCAUUUCUUUCUACAUCUAUGGCUUUCAAGCCUUCUGAUGAUCCUUCCUCAUUAGCCUCUUUUCAAAUCAAUAGUUCACGGUUUUGGGAGGCUGGUGCAGCGAGUAACAAUAGCAACAGCAGCAGUGGAAGCAGCGGUAACGGCGAGCUGCAAAGCAACAGCUCUUUCUUUGAAAACUCUAUCUUUCCAUGGGGAUUAGCAGAUUGUAGUUCAACAGAGAAAGAGGCCCAAAACCAACUGAUAGGAAGCCAACAGGAAGAAGUGAAGUGGCCUGAACUUAUUCAUAAUCCGUUGCUAAUGGCUACUGCUUUACAAAAUCAAAACCAGCAAUCUUUAUACAAUGAGAUAAAAUCAGAAGCACAUUUCUUAACCGAAAAUUCGAGCGGUAUGUGGGGUCAGAACCAGCAGCAGCAACAAGAACCUUUCCAAACUUCUAAUAUAUGCCCUAAGGAUAUCCAAAGACUUACAGCAGCAUAUGGACAUAUUUAGAGCAAGAAAAUGGAAAAACAGAAAAGAAAAAGAAAGGCUCGAAACCGGAUGCCAUGCUUCCCCUUUCUUUACUUACAGGUGUGUGCCAAAGAUUUUUCUCUUGUAAAUAGGUCUGAUAUAAAAACAAGAACAUUUCUCACCCUCUACCGUUGGAGUAUUUGUGAGCCAAAACUCAGUCUUCUUGUUAGCUUUAUUUUCUUCUUUUUUAUUUUUUGUUGUUUUUUACUUCUUUGGUGUGGGUAGAAACAGAAUAAGGCUUCUACCAGUGUAAUUCUACUACUCUCUUCACCUCAUUGCAUAUGCAUUAUAGUGUUGCAAUUCUAUCUGUAAACAAUCCUAAGAAAUUGUAAUUCAUCCAUGAUUUUUUC